CCACUUGCCGGAAGAACAGCGCGUGUUCACGUCAAAACAAUCCGGAAGACACUGGAGCGGAGACGAGGUCAAGGCUCCAGUGAUCGCAAAUGUUCAUGGAAGCGGAAUCUGAUGCACCUCUGGGUUACCGUGCAGAAUAGGCGUCGGCCGGUGUCAGCUUUAUGAGCCAGAGCUGACCCAGUCCCGCGUCACGGGUCGGACUCCACGUCCAUGCGUACAUACCGCAGCUUUUCCAGGUACUAUCCGAACUGGUGUGGCUCUGGUCCGGGGACAUCAUGGGAAAUGGAAUGAAUAAGGUUGUUGAUGGACUCUACCUGGGCAACAUCAGAGAUUCGGAAAACAGAGAGAAUCUCUCCAAAAACGGAAUCACCCACAUCCUUUCUGUGUACAACAACGCUAAGCCAGUGUAUGAGGACAUUACAUACCUUUGUAUCCAUGCAGCUGAUGCAUCCAGCCAAAACCUGCUGCAGCAUUUCAAACAGUGCAUCGGCUUCAUCCACGAGUGUCGCCUCAACGGCGGAGCCUGUUUGGUUCACUGCCUUGCAGGUGUGUCCCGCAGCACCACCAUGGUGGUGGCCUACCUGAUGACCGUCACCCACUACAGCUGGGAGGAGUGUCUGACCGCCGUCAAGGCCGUUCGCUCGUUCGUCGGCCCAAACUGCGGCUUCCAGCAGCAGCUGCAGGAGUACCAGAACACGCAGGUCUCUGAGUACCGAGCAUGGCUUCAGUCCAGCUUCCGUCCCAGUCCGUUCAGUGACCAGCAGCAGGUGGAGGCUCUGUUGAAGCAGUUCGCUGAGCAGCAGGAGAGCCAGGGGAGAGGGGCGGACCACAGCUGGAUGAACCGGGGAAUAGACACUGAUCGUCCGGAGGGCAGCAGCUGAAACCGCUGCUCUCUGCUACAUUCAUGUCCUGGGUCAUCUGGAAACCACUGCUCUGUACUCAAUUUGAACCUCCAAACUUAAUGCAACUUUAGAACUUUUUGGAAAUACUAAAAACUUGGAUUUACAGAUUUUUUUUUUCUGAGGGGGGUGGGGGUCUGUCACAGCUGUUUUUGAUCUCUGGAUCUUGAUAUAGAAAUGUACUACAGACUUGAAUUCCUAUUAUCACUGAGCACUGCCACUAAAGGGGUUUAGGUGCUCAUGGACGCCUUAUAAUAAACACCCCAGCACUUUAGACAAAGUGAGUAACUUCUAUGUGUGUGUUUUUUAUUUUUUUAUUUUUUUUCAAUCAUUGAUUAAGCAGCCUUAAAGAAAUUGAGUGAUUAAUGUUUGCCUUUAUGAAAAUGAGAUGAAUCUUUUUUUUUUUUUUUUUUUUUUUUACAUGCACUAGUUCAGGUUCUCAGAGGUAAAAAUUACACAUCAAGCACAUGUAAUUAAAGAAAAGAAGAGGAACAAAUGUUUUAUUUGGUCAUGCCGCCAACACCAAACUCCAGUACCCGGACCACACUGUGGAACUUCCUGACUUGGUGCAGAUUAUGAUCAUUUUGUAGCAGGACACAAACCUGGUGGGCCGAGUAGCCCAUAAACUCCCACUGUCCCUGCUAAGAAGGUAACUUUAUGCACCUCAUCAGGCUUUAGGCACAAAGAAACAGAACGGUGAAACAAUACAGCCAGAAGGUGACAUUUGGAGAUAGACUGAGCCCCAGUAAUGGUAGUUCACACUCGUUGAAAAUGUUUUAACAUUUGCAAAAUGUUACUUGAGUGGAAGGAAACUCCCAUGGACUUAGAAGAGUAAUUCCUUCUCCUUUCCAAACACCCGUCUUCCUUUUAAUAGAUCUUUUUUUAAUGUGAUAGUGCAGAUUUUCAUGUGACUCUUGUUAAAUUUCUGUUCUGUGUUUUUAAAUAUGUAUUUAUGGUUCAAUUGUUGUAUUUUAUUAAGAAAUGCCAAAUAGCAAAUAAAUCUGAACCUCAUGACAUGGAGUGCACAAGCCAAGUUAAAGCAUGUAAUACAAAAACAAUUGAAAAGGGAUAUGGACCACAUGAGAGAUUUAUUUCCUCUAAAGCAUCAGAUUUAAUUGAACAUCUGAUGGUUAUAUGAGAAGUGUAUCAGCAUGCACGGGUGACGCAGCGUGCUAUUGGCCCAGCUCAAUUAUUAGCUGACACUUUUUAAAAACAAAACAAAAAACAAUCAGCAUCUUUACCAUGUGCAAAAUCCUGAAGACUUUACACCAGGGGUGUCCAAAUGAUUCAGUUUGAGUGACGAAAUUGUGACAUCAAAAUCGUUCGAGGACAAAAAAAUAAAUAAGAUAACCAAA
Messenger RNA from Fundulus heteroclitus (mummichog), 2254 nucleotides. It is a transcript of the gene dusp22a, whose product is annotated as dual specificity phosphatase 22a. Gene Ontology annotation, cellular component: cytosol. Lineage: Eukaryota; Metazoa; Chordata; Actinopteri; Cyprinodontiformes; Fundulidae. The transcript has 7 exons. Bases 276 to 881 code for a protein of 201 amino acids. The record is from RefSeq and is a predicted model, not a curated record. Gene Ontology annotation, molecular function: protein tyrosine/serine/threonine phosphatase activity. Gene Ontology annotation, biological process: protein dephosphorylation; transforming growth factor beta receptor signaling pathway; positive regulation of JNK cascade.